Messenger RNA from Phaeoacremonium minimum UCRPA7, 999 nucleotides. RefSeq names its product putative calcium dependent mitochondrial carrier protein. The transcript is spliced from 5 exons. Gene Ontology annotation, biological process: transmembrane transport. Lineage: Eukaryota; Fungi; Ascomycota; Sordariomycetes; Togniniales; Togniniaceae. The coding region runs from base 1 to 999 and encodes 332 amino acids. The record is from RefSeq and is a predicted model, not a curated record. Gene Ontology annotation, molecular function: ATP transmembrane transporter activity.
AUGGAAAACGAGACUACGAGAUUCAAACUGACUCAAUACCUACCUGAACCAGGUUACUUCGUCGCCGGAGCCCUCGCUGGUGGUAUCUCACGCACAGCAACCGCACCUCUCGAUCGUCUUAAAGUGUACCUGCUCGUCAACACGAAGGCGACUACUAACAUCGCCAUUGACGCCGCAAAACAUGGGCAUCCUCUCUCGGCCAUUCGGAAGGCUGGUCGGCCUAUCACUUCUGCCGUCAUGGAGCUGUGGAAGGCUGGUGGGUUCCGAACCUUCUUUGCCGGCAAUGGCUUGAAUGUGGUGAAGAUCAUGCCUGAAACUGCCGUCAAGUUCGGCUCCUAUGAAGCUGCAAAGCGCACUCUUGCUAACCUGGAGGGUCAUGGCGACCCGCAACACAUCAAUCCUUACUCGAGAUUCGUUGCUGGUGGGCUGGCUGGUAUGACAGCUCAAUUCUGCGUUUACCCCCUUGACACUUUGAAGUUCCGACUUCAAUGUGAGACAGUAGAAGGGGGCUUGACCGGAAAUGCGCUUCUGGUCCAGACGGCAAAGAAGAUGUAUGCUAACGGCGGAGUUCGCUCUGCUUACCGUGGACUAACCAUGGGCCUCAUCGGCAUGUUCCCUUAUAGUGCCAUCGAUAUGGGCACCUUUGAGUUCCUGAAGAGCACAUUUAAACGCUACAAGGCCAGAUAUCAUGGCAUACACGAGGAAGAUGCCAUCCCUGGCAAUUUCGUCACCGGAAUUAUCGGUGCUACAUCAGGAGCGUUCGGUGCGACAGUCGUCUACCCCCUGAACGUCCUUCGAACUCGCCUCCAGACACAAGGCACAGUCAUGCACCCACCUACUUAUACUGGCAUCUGGGAUGUCGCCCAAAAGACGCUCCGCAAUGAGGGCGUUCGCGGCAUGUACAAAGGCCUUACACCCAACUUGCUAAAAGUCGCGCCAGCCUUGAGCAUCACAUGGGUUGUCUACGAGAACUCGAAGAAGCUUCUAAGUCUACACUGA